Molecule: messenger RNA, 588 nt
Organism: Aspergillus puulaauensis
Lineage: Eukaryota; Fungi; Ascomycota; Eurotiomycetes; Eurotiales; Aspergillaceae
Exons: 3
Coding region: 1-588 (195 amino acids)
Source: RefSeq, a predicted model, not a curated record
AUGGGAGUAAAACGGAUUAAAAAGGAUUCGAUGCUGUCGGGGAUGGACAGCCUCGACAACGACAGUCGGGUGCGAAUUCUGGGUAUUAUUGAUAAACUUCGUGAACUCGGAGUUAGCAAGACAGUUUACUUGCCUCAGCUUGUCGUCGUUGGAGACCAGUCGAGCGGCAAGUCAUCACUUCUCGAAGCACUCACUGGGUUAUCGUUCCCCAUAGCCAGUGAUCUGUGUACCCGAUAUGCGACGCAGAUAGUGCUUCGUCGAUCGAGGCUUGAGGAUGCUGGAGCUAAAAUAAGCAUCAUCCCUGGGCGUAAGGCUCAAACGGAUGAUGAUGAAAUGAAAGGACAUCUUUUGAGCUUCGAGCAAUCGCUUCCCCUGGAUCAAUUCGGAUUGGGUGGAUUCACCCGCAUCUUUGAUGAGGCUGCUGAAUACAUGGGAGUGCCGGGGCCGACGACGGAGAAUCUAGAGAACCUCAAGAAACGUUUUUCAGAUGACAUUUUGAAGAUCGAACUUUCUGGCCCAGAGCAAAGGCAUUGUACAAAGAAACGAAAAAUCAGACCAGUCAGGUACAGUAGGACAAACAAACGAUAA